Molecule: messenger RNA, 5208 nt
Organism: Octodon degus (degu)
Lineage: Eukaryota; Metazoa; Chordata; Mammalia; Rodentia; Octodontidae
Gene: Magi1
Product: membrane associated guanylate kinase, WW and PDZ domain containing 1
Exons: 24
Coding region: 473-4291 (1272 amino acids)
Biological process (GO): signal transduction
Cellular component (GO): cytoplasm
Molecular function (GO): protein binding
Source: RefSeq, a predicted model, not a curated record
CCUUUGUAUCCUCUUAAAGGGGCCGCGCGCUUCCCUCCCGGCCCCGCCCCCGCCCCCGCCCGCGCCGGCCCGGGCUCCCUGCGGGAGCGAGCGGACUGGGCUUCCCUCAGGAGCAGCCGCCGCGAGGGCGCGAGCCGGCGGGAGGCUGGGGAGGCGCAGGGCUCCUCCCGGGCAGGAAGAAAGGAACAGAGGUGGAAGCUAAGCGGCGCGGGGCGGCGCGAGUGGACUCUGGUCCGGACGAGCGCGGCCGGCGCCGGGACGCGGACCAGGCUGCGAAGAGCGAACAAAGCUCGCGGGGGCCCGGAAAGUUUGUCCCGCGAUGGCUUGAGCGCGCGCGGAGAGGCAGCCGCUCGCUGGGCGCGAGAGAUGCUCCUCGCGUGAGCCGCGGCGGCGGCCGGGCACCUGCCUCUCCGCGCCCUCGCCUCCUUUGAACUUCGUUGAUUUAUUUUCCGUCGCGGCGGCGGGAGUCGUCAUGUCGAAAGUGGUCCAGAAGAAGAAUCACUGGACGAGCAGGGUGCGCGAGUGCACCGUGAGGCGCGGGCCGCGCGGCGAGCUGGGGCUGGCCGUGCUGGGGGGCGCGGAGCACGGCGAGUUCCCGUUCCUCGGCGCGGCGGGCGAGGGCGAGGGCGAGGGCGAGCUGCUGCUGGAGGUGCAGGGCGUCCGCGUGUCCGGCUUGCCCCGCUACGACGUGCUGGGCGUCAUCGACAGCUGCAGAGAGGCCGUCACCUUCAAAGCCGUCCGACAAGGAGGAAGGCUCAACAAGGACCUGCGACAUUUUCUCAGUCAACGGUUCCAGAAAGGGUCUCCAGAUCAUGAACUCCAGCAGACCAUAAGGGACAACCUUUAUCGCCAUGCUGUGCCUUGCACAACCCGCUCUCCCAGGGAAGGAGAAGUGCCUGGUGUGGAUUACAAUUUUCUGACUGUGAAGGAGUUCUUGGACCUGGAGCAGAGUGGGACUCUCCUGGAAGUCGGCACCUAUGAAGGAAACUAUUAUGGGACACCCAAACCUCCCAGCCAGCCGGUCAGUGGGAAAGUGAUCACAACGGAUGCCUUGCAGAGCCUUCAAGCUGGCUCCAAGCAGUCGACCCCAAAGCGAACCAAGUCUUACAAUGAUAUGCAAAAUGCUGGCAUAGCCCAUGCAGAGAAUGAGGAGGAGGAAGAUGUUCCUGAAAUGAGCAGUAGCUUCACAGCCGAUUCUGGGGACCAGGACGAGCACGCUCUCCGGGAGGCAGCGCUCUCAUCUGCGAACAGCGGCAUCGCUGCUGCCCCCGUCACGGACCCUUCGCAGAAGUUCCCUCAGUACCUACCUCUUUCUGCAGAGGAUAACUUAGGUCCUCUACCUGAAAACUGGGAGAUGGCCUAUACGGAAAAUGGAGAAGUCUACUUUAUAGACCACAACACAAAAACAACAUCUUGGUUAGACCCUCGGUGCCUGAACAAACAGCAGAAGCCUCUGGAAGAGUGUGAAGAUGAUGAAGAAGGGGUCCACACCGAGGAGCUGGACAGUGAACUAGAACUGCCUGCUGGCUGGGAAAAGAUUGAAGACCCUGUCUACGGUGUCUACUAUGUAGACCACAUCAACAGGAAGACACAGUAUGAGAACCCAGUUCUCGAAGCCAAACGAAAGAAGCAGCUUGAGCAACAGCAGCAGCAGCAGCAGCAGCAGCAGCAGCAGCAGCAGCAGCAGCCGCCACCGCCAGAAGAGUGGACAGAAGAGCAUUCAUCCCUUGUGCCUCCUGCUAUCCCGACCCACCCCCCGAGCAACCCGGAGCCAGCCAGGGAAGCUCCUCUUCAGGGCAAACCCUUUUUUACGCGAAACCCUUCGGAACUGAAAGGCAAGUUCAUUCACACAAAGCUACGGAAAAGCAGCCGUGGCUUUGGCUUCACGGUGGUUGGCGGGGACGAGCCUGAUGAAUUCCUCCAGAUCAAGAGCCUGGUCCUAGAUGGUCCUGCUGCGCUAGAUGGCAAGAUGGAGACAGGAGAUGUAAUUGUCAGCGUGAACGACACCUGUGUUUUGGGACACACACACGCCCAAGUUGUGAAAAUCUUCCAGUCCAUUCCCAUCGGUGCCACCGUAGACCUUGAGCUCUGCCGAGGUUACCCACUGCCUUUUGACCCAGACGACCCCAAUACGAGUUUAGUGACCUCGGUAGCCAUCUUGGACAAAGAACCAAUCAUUGUGAAUGGACAGGAGACCUAUGAUUCACCAGCGAGCCACGGUAAUAAAGCAGGCAAAGUCAGCAGCGUGAAGGAUGCCAGGCCAAGCAGCCCAGCUGAUGCACCUUCCAGCAGUCCCCACGGAUACCCCAAUGACACCGUCUCCUUGGCUUCCUCCAUAGCCACUCAGCCAGAGCUCAUCACUGUCCACAUUGUCAAAGGGCCCAUGGGCUUUGGUUUCACUAUUGCGGACAGUCCUGGCGGUGGUGGCCAGAGAGUGAAGCAGAUUGUUGACAGCCCCAGGUGCCGAGGCCUGAAGGAAGGGGAUCUUAUCGUGGAAGUAAAUAAGAAGAACGUGCAGGCUCUCGCUCACAACCAGGUCGUGGACAUGCUGAUUGAGUGUCCCAAGGGGAGUGAGGUCACCCUGCUGGUGCAGCGAGGAGGGCUGCCUGUUCCCAAGAAGAGCCCCAAGUCGCAGCCACUGGAGAGGAAGGACAGCCAGAACAGCUCCCAGCACAGCGUGUCCAGCCACCGGAGCCUGCACAGCGCAUCCCCCAGCCACAGCGUGCAGGUGCUCCCCGAGUGCCCACCUGCAGAGGCCCCUGCCACUGAGCAGACCGACGGCUCUGGGCAGAAGAAGCCAGACCCUUUUAAAAUCUGGGCCCAGUCCAGGAGCAUGUAUGAGAACCGACCUAUGUCACCUUCGCCUGCACCAGGAUUGAGCAAGGGUGAAAGAGAGCGAGAAAUCAGUUCUACGAAUUUUGGAGAAUGUCAGAUUCCAGACUACCAGGAACAGGACAUCUUCCUCUGGAGAAAGGAGACUGGAUUUGGAUUCAGAAUUCUAGGUGGAAAUGAGCCGGGAGAACCCAUUUAUAUCGGUCACAUCGUACCACUGGGCGCGGCGGAUACCGACGGCCGCCUGCGGUCCGGCGAUGAGUUGGUCUGUGUGGAUGGCACACCAGUGAUUGGAAAAUCGCACCAGCUCGUGGUUCAGCUUAUGCAGCAAGCGGCCAAGCAAGGCCACGUCAACCUCACAGUGCGGCGUAAAGUGGUGUUCGCUGCACCCAAGCCUGCAGAGCCCGAGGUGCCGUCACCAGCGUCCUCACACCACAGUGGCACGCAGCCAGCCUCGCUGGCCGAGGGCAAGCGCACACCGCAGGGCAGCCAGAACUCCCUGAGCACCGUGAGCUCGGGCAGCGGCAGCACAAGUGGCAUCGGCAGCGGGGGCGGUGGUGGCAGUGGCGUGGUGAGCACCGCCGUGCAGCCCUACGAUGUGGAGAUCCGGCGUGGUGACAGCGAGGGCUUCGGCUUCGUCAUCGUGUCCUCGGUGAGCAGGCCCGAGGCGGGCACGGCCUUCGCAGGCAAUGCAUGUGUGGCUAUGCCUCACAAAAUAGGUCGGAUUAUUGAGGGAAGCCCUGCUGACCGCUGCGGCAAGCUGAAAGUGGGAGACCGGAUCUUGGCGGUAAAUGGAUGCUCCAUCACCAACAAAUCCCAUUCUGACAUUGUCAACCUAAUCAAGGAAGCAGGAAACACAGUAACCCUGCGCAUCAUUCCCGGGGACGAGUCCUCAAACGCUGCCUUGCUGACCAACGCAGAGAAGAUCGCCACCAUCACCACCACCCACGCCCCUGCUCAGCAGGGGUCGCAGGAGGCCAGGAAUCCCACCAAACCAAAGCCGGAGUCUCAGUUUGAGUUCAAAGCCCCGCAGGUCACACAGGAGCAGGAUUUUUACACUGUGGAACUGGAAAGAGGAGCGAAGGGAUUUGGCUUUAGUCUCCGCGGAGGUCGGGAGUAUAACAUGGACCUCUAUGUUUUGCGCCUAGCAGAGGAUGGGCCUGCAGAAAGAUGCGGAAAGAUGAGGAUUGGUGAUGAAAUUCUGGAGAUCAAUGGCGAGACCACCAAAAACAUGAAGCAUUCUCGGGCCAUCGAGCUGAUUAAGAGUGGUGGCCGAAGAGUCCGUCUGUUUCUGAGGCGGGGAGACGGCUCGGUCCCGGAAUAUGCGAUGAUGCCUCCUAACAUCGCUGCAUGUAUGAGAAAUGAAAAGCUCGGGGAGGCUUGCUUCUACCUUAUGGGCCAUAAUCAAACUACGGUUUGUAGCUCACUCCAUACUAGGUGUUUCUGUGCUGUGGCCUAAUUUCCUCAUUGCUUCUGCUUAGCUCUGUUUUGAUAUGUCUGGCAGUCGUUCUGAGCACCCUGCCUUCUUUCAAUUGUAAGUACCCCACUGCCCUCACCAAAGGUUGCUCCCCCUUGUCUCAGGUGUGAGAACGCCAAGUUAGAUCUCCCCACCGAUGUCAAGUGAUUCUAGACAGAGUGGACGGUGCUCAUAGAGCCUUCCCGCACACGCGGAGCUCUGCGUGCCGUAGGGCAGGUGUUCUCCACGGCUGGUUUCUCGUAAACUUUUCUUGGCACACAGCCAUGCCCACAACUUUUCAGUGCUGCCAGUGGCUCCAUAGUGCAAGGGCAAAUGGAGGACGUGGGACCCAAGGUAUUUUCUGCCUGGCCUGUCAGAACAUUUUGAUGACCCCACUUCCAAAUUCCUGCCACCUUGUUCAGAGCCAUUCUGGGUUUGGGGAGCCCCUUCAUGGAACAUGUUAAUGGCUCACUAGAGACCUCCUUGCCCGUGAAAGGCCUCCCAAGCAUCCCAGAGACUCCUGUCUCUGUUGCGCUGGUCUGCCCACCACCCUUCCGCACAGCAUUCAAGCAUCUGUAACUUCUGAGUUAACUCUCAACAAAACCCUGCUUUGCAAGGAGUUAUAAAUUCCAGUUGCUACCACAGCAUCUGCUGCCUUUUCAGAUCAUAAUAAUAAUGAGCAGGAGUGUUACGGGAGGCCUUGCUUUUAAAUCUGCAAAUAUCUUGAUGGUAUAGAAGCAGUUCAGUGAUCCCAUAAUUCCUAGAUAUCAUUAUGGCUGCUUUGCAUACUUACGGAAAAGUAUCUUUAAGCCUAAACUUUUAUGCACCCCACUAAUUUCCAGUAUGUCCCUAACGCCCUCGGGCUCCUUUUAUUGAUUAGCAAACAUUGCAUGUUAAAAACUGCCCCCCUGGGGUCGGGG